Molecule: messenger RNA, 1476 nt
Organism: Patella vulgata (common limpet)
Lineage: Eukaryota; Metazoa; Mollusca; Gastropoda; Patellidae
Exons: 2
Coding region: 4-1476 (490 amino acids)
Source: RefSeq, a predicted model, not a curated record
GUUAUGUUCUCAAAUGACGGAGGAGCUGAUACGUGCUCAAUAGAAUUAAACGGGGUGGUGGUCGGAGAAUUUGAAUCUACGGCCGGAAGUGAUACCGGUCUUCUGUGGAACGAUUUCAAAUCAUCUGGAAAUGUUGGAUCGAGUAUGACACUUGAAUCUAGAUGGAAUACAAUCACUUUGUUAGUAAAAUCAGCUGAUGUCUAUGGUAUCGAGAUAGAUCAUAUUGAUGUUCAUGUUGAAGAUGAUGAAGUCAACGAAGAUAUAUUUACAUGUAUUCUACCAUGUUUAUCAGAUCUACCCGUUGUAACAGCAGCUACAUCAGGUCUGACUGAAGGAUGGGUCGAACAAAGAAGCUACAGUACUCAAUGUGCAGAAGAAGAUAACGUAGACGUCGCCGUCUUUAAUUCUGACGUCACUAAAUACGAGAUCACCGCUAGCCUUCCGCGUUAUCGAUCGUUUUUGAAUCUCCGAGACGAAGACACAAGUAACUGUCCUUUCUUAACUCCCCUGUACUGGUUGUACGAAAAUGUCAUGAUUUCUCCAACUACCAAAUCCUUGACAUCAAACACCGCAGAGUUAUUCUUCAGUGACAAGACAGCCCCUGUACCGUACACAAUAACUAAGAUGGCUGUAACGUUUACCCUACAGGGACGUAAUAAAGGUUACAUUGAUUCCGAGAUUGGAUCCACAUUGUACAUGACAAUGAAUUCACCAGAUGCCCCAUCAGAUGUCGUCGUAUCGUACAAACAUAGAAACGGUGCAAUCGUUGAAUUCUCCCCAGUGACCUUUUCAGACAGUAUGACCAGCAGUGUUUGGAAUAUUCCUGAUUUCACCUGGAAGGAGGAUUUAACUAAUAAUAUUUUUGUGACUGUACAAUCCACAGCCUUGGACCAACAGCUGGUGGAGCUAAGACUAGAGAGACGUUACAUGGGACCAGACGUGGUUAUACCGCUCUAUUCCAGUAGCCAGGUCGUCUUGGAGGGUGUACAAGUAGACUUCUGGUGGCAGGCACCGGAAAGCAUGGAGUUAGUUCGACCAUCAACUGCAGACACAUGGAACAACAUCGCUUAUUUUAGGAUAUACGUGAGUCUACCUUGGUCAGAUGGUUAUUCCCAAGUUUUUGUGCUGUACCAGGACGGUAACAUGCGUCUACUGAACCCCACGUCACAUGGCUUAGACUGGACUCCAUUCGGCACCUCUGUGAUACUUGGACAAACCAAUGUCGAUGAUUUUCGACCAGCUGUGUCCAUCACAAAGGUUGAGAUCGAACCCAAAGACCUAACAAUGAAAAUAAUAUAUUCCGAUGGCGGCAGUACGGAUGUGAAAUUGGUAACGUCCAUUGAGAAAACCAAGUUAUACGUGUCGAAUAUUGACUUUAAGAAGAGAACGACCACACAUCCAUUUGCAACAUUUCGGUCCAUGUACGUACAGGCUGGCAACACAGACCCCGACUCCAUUGUCAUAACUUGUAGAUGA